Molecule: messenger RNA, 12732 nt
Organism: Entelurus aequoreus (snake pipefish)
Lineage: Eukaryota; Metazoa; Chordata; Actinopteri; Syngnathiformes; Syngnathidae
Gene: itga5
Product: integrin, alpha 5 (fibronectin receptor, alpha polypeptide)
Exons: 32
Coding region: 443-3628 (1061 amino acids)
Biological process (GO): cell-matrix adhesion; cell-cell adhesion; angiogenesis
Cellular component (GO): external side of plasma membrane; integrin complex
Molecular function (GO): integrin binding
Source: RefSeq, a predicted model, not a curated record
ACCUCCGCCGAGCUCAAGGGCGGCCGCUGGUGGUCUAGACAGGACGUGCAUCAGGAAGCGUGGAGCGGCCGACGUACGGGAAUCACGCACAAGCUCCUCCUCCUUAACGCCUCCAAACUUGGGUCGCAGGCUGUGGGAACUCCCUGCUGAUGAUUCGGGGGAGGAGGAGGAGGAGGUCCUGGUCUUGGAGCUGAUGAUUCGGAGGAGGUCCUGGUCUUGGAGCUCAGUACCGGGGAGGCGCGGGUUUGGAGCGCACGCAAGAGCUGACGGUGCGUUCACGGCCCUGAACUCUUUCGCUUUCCGCCAAGUCAAGCCGCAAGGAUGCAGCUGUAGCGAGAAAAGGAAACAUCACCCGAGAAAGACAAACACCAAAAACCCGCAAGACGUUUCCUGCAAGUUUACAACAACUUUUUAAAGUUCAGUCAAAAAACAAACCAAAAAAAUGUGCUCAGGGAGAUUUCGCGCACAGACCCCGGGGCCUGGCGCCGCCGCUGCCCGCUCGCUGCGGUGCCUCGCCGGGCUCCUGCUGCUGCUGGCGUCCGCCCCCGGCUGCGGAGGCUUCAACCUGGAUGUGAACAAUCCGGCCGUUUACAGCGGAGCCCCGGGAAGCUACUUUGGAUACGCGGUGGACUUUUACUUGGCCGAUUCGUCUAGUGCCAGCGUGGUGGUGGGCGCCCCCAAGGCCAACACCAGGCAGAGCGGCAUUGUGGAGGGCGGAUCGGUCGCCUACUGCCCGUGGAGCCUCGGCCAAUCAGAUUGUCACACCAUCGAGUUUGACGUGGAAGGGGAUCGCAACUUCCUGAUCAACGAUACGCAACACCAGAUCGACUUCAAGUCCCACCAGUGGUUCGGCGCCACCGUGCGUUCCCACGGAGACACCAUUCUGGCCUGUGCGCCACUCUACUCGUGGCGGACGGAGAAGGACGUGGCGCGAUCGGACGCUACCGGCACUUGCUACCUCUCCGUGCAGAAUUUCACCAAGUUUGUGGAGUACGCCCCCUGCAGAACAGAAAUCAGCGAUGAGGGAGGUCAAGGCUACUGUCAAGGAGGAUUCAGUGCCGACUUCACCACGGACGGCCGGGUGGUGCUGGGCGGGCCGGGCAGCUACUUCUGGCAAGGUCAGGUGAUCUCUGCGGAUAAGGAGGACAUCAUCAAGACGUACUACCCGGGGUAUUUCAUGCAGUCCGUGGACGGUCAGAUCCAGACCAAGCAAGUCCAGGCUCAACACGACGACAGCUACCAAGGCUACUCCGUGGCUGUGGGCGACUUCAGCGGGGAUCAAGUAGAAGAUUUUGUGGCCGGCGUUCCAAAAGGAGUCAUGCUUUAUGGAUUGGUGUCCAUCUUGAACGGGACAGACUUGAAAACCAUGAUUAACUACACCGGCGAGCAGAUGGGAUCCUAUUUCGGCUACGCGGUGGCGACCGCCGACAUCAACAGCGACGGGAUGGCGGACCUGCUGGUGGGCGCCCCCAUGUUCAUGACGCGGGGGUCCGACGGCCGCCUGGAAGAAAUGGGACGCGUCUACGUUUACCUGCAGCGCGCGCCCCUGAGCCUGGAACUCAGCCUGCCUCACCUGACCGGCGCUCAGGUGUUUGGGAGAUUUGGCAGCACCAUCGCGCCGCUGGGAGAUCUCAACCAGGAUGGCUUCAACGACGUGGCGGUCAGCUGUCCAUUCGGCGGGGAGGACCAGCAGGGUUUGGUCUACAUCUACAACGGCUUCCCCCACGGUCUCCGAGAAAAGCCGUCCCAGGUGAUCGCGGGCCAGUGGGCCGCAGGUUCAAUCCCCGCCAGUUUCGGCUUCGCACUCCGAGGCGCUGAGGACCUGGACAGGAACGGCUAUCCGGAUCUGAUCGUUGGUGCCUUCGGCGUUGAUAAGGCGGUUCUCUACAGGUCGCGACCCAUCGUCAACACCAGCGCCUCGCUGUCGGUCUACCCCGCCAUGAUCAACCCGGAGGAGAAGAACUGCAUCAGCACCCAAGGGAACUCCACCGUGGCCGUCUCCUGCGUCAACCUGAGUUUCUGCUUGUCGGCCGACGGGAAGCACCUACCAGACGUCCUCGACUUCCAAGUGGAGGUGCAGCUGGACAGUCAGAAGCUCAAACAGAAGGGAGCGGUCAGGCGGGCGCUCUUCCUGGACUCCCAGCAGCCUUUGCUGCAGCGGAGCGUGAGGGUGCGCAACGGCGAGGAAGUCUGCGACCACACCAAGAUCUACCUCCGAGAUGAGAAGGACUUCAGGGAUAAACUCUCCUCCAUCUUUGUGGCCUUGAACUUCAGCCUGGAUCCCGGGGCCGCCGCCGACUUGCACGGCCUGAGGCCGAUUCUCAACCACCGGAACGCUAACGUGAUUGAGCAGAAGGCUCAGAUUCUGCUGGACUGCGGCGAAGACAACAUCUGCGUUCCCGAUCUGAAGCUGGCCGUCCACGGGGACAGGAAGGAGGUGUACCUGGGUGACGACAACGCCCUCACCCUCACCUUCAACGCCAGGAACGAGGGCGAGGGCGGCGCGUACGAGGCGGAGCUCUACGUGGUGCUGCCGCCCGAGGCCGACUACAGCGGCAUCGCCCGCAAUAACGAGAGUUUGACCCAGCUGACCUGCACGUACGACACGGAGAACCAGACCCGGUACCUCAGCUGCGACCUGGGAAACCCCAUGAAGUCUGGAACCAGCCUGUGGGCAGGUCUUCGCUUCACGGUGCCGCGCCUGAAGGACACGCACACAACGGUCCAGUUUGAGCUGCAGAUUCGCAGUAAGAACCAGGACAACUCCCACAGCGAGGCGGUGUCACACAAGCUGGAGGUGGUCGUCCAGGCUGAGGUCAUCCUGCAAGGGGUGUCUCGGCCAGAUAAGAUCUUCUUCCCGCCCGCCAACUGGAAAGUGACCAAGAACUACGCCGUGGAGCAGGAAGUGGGGCCGGCGGUGGAACACAUUUAUGAGCUGGUGAACAAGGGGCCGAGCGGCAUCAGCCACACCCUGCUGGAGCUGCGCUGCCCCCUGGCCGCCCAGGGCCACACUCUGCUCUACCCCCUGGAGUUCUCCACCGAGGGCCCCAUCAACUGCAGCGCCGACGGAAACGUGAACCGCCUCGGUCUCAAACUGCAGCACACGCCGACAGAACCGCCUCCCCUGGCUCUCCAGGCCCCCGACCACCGCGUGGAGAGGAGGGACGUCAGCAGGGGCCCCGCACUCGCUCAACUAACCAACUUGUCCUGUUCCAAUGUGGACUGCUGGGCCCUGCAGUGCCAGGUGGGGCUCCUGGAGAAAGGGACCACCGCCAUCCUCAAAGUGCGCUCUCGCGUCUGGGCCGAGACCUUCAUGGAGAGGGCCUACAAGCAGUACGUGCUGGAGUGCGUCGCCAGGUACACCGUGAAGACCAUGCCUUACGUCAUCGUGCCCAAACACCUGCCCAGUGGACACAAAAAGGUGGUGAGUCCAGUGGUGUGGAACAAGCCUGAAGUGGAGACGUCAGUGCCGCUGUGGAUCAUCAUCUUGGCCAUCUUGGCUGGUUUGUUGCUGCUGGCUCUGCUCAUCUACAUCCUCUACAAGUUGGGUUUCUUCAAGCGGUCCCUCCCGUACGGCACCGCCAUGGAGAAAGCUCAGCUCAAACCUCAGGCUGCCUCCGAGGCCUGAGAGGAACCUGCAGAACCACCAGGACAGAACCUACAUAACUUACAGAACCAACAGGAUUUGACGGAACCAACAGAACCGAGAGAACCAACAAGACCUACAUAACUUACAGAACCUACAGGACUUACAGAACCUAGAGAACCAACAAAACCUACAUAACCUACAGGACUUACAGAACCUAGAGAACCAACAACAAAACCUACAUAACUUACAGAACCUAUAGGAUUUACAGAACCUACAUGACUUACAAAACCAACAUAACCUAGAAAACCAACAAAACCUACAUAACUGACAGAACCUAUAGGAUUUACGGAACAUACAGGACUUACAGAACCAACAGAACUUAGAGAACCAACAAAACCUACAUAACUUACAGAACCUAUUGGAUUUACAUAACCUACAGAACCCAAUCUACAUAGCUUACAGAACUAACACAAUUUGAUAGACCCAACAGGACUUACAGAACCAACAACACAGAACCUACAUAACUUACAGAAUCAACAGGGUUUGACAGAACCAAAAGGACUUACAGAACCAACAAAACAGAACCUACCUAACUUACAGAACCAACAGAGUUUGACAGAACCAACAUAAUGUACAGAACUAACAAAAAAGAACAUCGAUAACUUACAGAACCAACAGGACUUUAGAGCUUUAAAACCAACAUAACUGACAGAACCAACAGGACCGACAGAAUCCACAGAAGAUUGCAGAACCAACAUAACUUACAGAACCUACAGAAAACUUACAGAACCAACAAAACACAACCGAUAGGACUUACAUAACCAACCGGGCUUACAAACUUACAGAUCCAACAGGACUUACAGAACCAACAUAACUCAAAUAACCAACAGGGUUUACAGAACCAACAUGACUUACAGAACCAACAAUACUUUACACAACCAACAGGGUUUACAGAACCAGAAGAAUCAACAGAACAUACAGAACCAACAAUACUUUACAGAACCAACAGGGUUUACAGAAUCAGAAGAACCAACAUUACUUACAGAACCAACAAUACUUUACUAAACCUACAGAACCAAAAUAACUGACAUGGUUUACAGAACCAGAAGAACCUACAUAUGUUACAGAACAAUACUUUACAGAACCUACAGAACCAGAAGACUCUACAUAAGUUACAGAACAAUACUUUACAGAACCUACAGAACCAGAAGAACCUACAUAUGUUACGGAACAAUACUUUACAGAACCAAAAGAACUAACAGGGUUUACAGAACCAGAGGAACCUACAUAACUUACAGAACCUGCAGAACGUAAGCGAGACCACAGGAAGUGGUGUGGAUGGCAGACAGGAAGUGGUGUGGAUGGCAGACAGGAAGUGGUGUGGAUGGCAGACAGGAAGACAAUCCUUCAAACCAAAUGAAUGUUUUUUCUCAUGUCCUUUUCUCCCCUGAUGCAUUGUGGGAAAGAAGAGCGUCCAAAGAGGAAAAGCGGGUAUGACAAGCUGCGUCCAUGGCGACCGCCGUCACCGUGGAGACCAGUUUUGCACUCAAAGGAAAUCUACUGAUUGGCUUGCAAUGACGCCAAAGACUGACUCCGCCCUCUUUUGUGUGCUACUGACGGCGUGUUGGCGUGCUUCUUGUGGCGUGUGGCGCCAAUCAGCCUGCUAGUUCUUCUUAACUAGUUCUUGUUACUGUGACCAACUAGUUGUUGUUACUGUGACCAACUAGUUGUUGUUACUGUGACCAACUAGUUGUUGUUACUGUGACCAACUAGUUGUUGUUACUGUGACCAACUAGUUGUUGUUACUGUGACCAACUAGUCAUUUAUGCAGUACUCCACUUGUAAAUACUCGCUGACACGCCUGACAACGCUUUAUUUAUGAAGACUUGCUUUUAGCCAAUCAGCUCCCUCCUCCUGCUUAGCCCCGCCUCCCUCUAUUGCUGUACUUACCACCGUCAUGAUCUAGUAAUACCGCGAUGUAAACGUAUUGCAGUACUACCACCUGCAAUGGUGUAGUAUCGCAGUAUAUCUACCACAAUUGUGAUACAUUGAUGACAUACUAUACUGUCACGAUACUGCUGUCGCCAAUCUUGAAAUAUCGCGAUACUAUCGCCAGCGAUAUGGACAUACUGCGAUACUACUGUCAUCGUUGUUGUCGUAUCACAUUACUAUUGCCAUUCAUGUAGAAAUAGUACGAUACAAUAGUCAUUGGUGUCCAGGUAUCAUGAUACUCUUGCCAUUGAUGUGGACAUACUGCGAUACUACUGUCAUCGUUGUUGUCGUAUCACAUUACUAUUGCCAUUCAUGUAGAAAUAGUACGAUACAAUAGUCACUGAUGUCCAGGUAUCAUGAUACUCUUGCCAUUGAUGUGGACAUACUGCGAUACAACUGUCAUUGUUGUUGUCGUAUCACAUUACUAUUGCCAUUCAUGUAGAAAUAGUGCGAUACAAUAGUCAUUGAUGUCCAGGUAUCAUGAUACUCUUGCCCUUGAUGUGGACAUACUGCGAUACUACUGUCAUUGUUGUUGUCGUAUCACAUUACUAUUGCCAUUCAUGUAUAUAUAGUACGAUACAAUAGUCACUGAUGUCCAGGUAUCAUGAUACUCUUGCCAUUGAUGUGGACAUACUGCGAUACAACUGUCAUUGUUGUUGUCGUAUCACAUUACUAUUGCCAUUCAUGUAGAAAUAGUACGAUACAAUAGCCACUGAUUGUCCAGGUAUCAUGAUACUCUUGCCAUUGAUGUGGACAUACUGCGAUACUACUGUCAUUGUUGUUGUAGUAUCACACUACUAUUGCUAUUCAUGUAGAAAUAGUGCGAUACAAUAGUCAUUGAUGUCCAGGUAUCAUGAUACUCUUGCCCUUGAUAUGGACAUACUGCGAUACUACUGUCAUUGUUGUUGUAGUAUCACAUUACUAUUGCCAUUCAUGUAGAAAUAGUACGAUACAAUAGUCAUUGAUGUCCAGGUAUCAUGAUACUCUUGCCAUUGAUGUGGACAUACUGCGAUACAACUGUCAUCGUUGUUGUCGUAUCACAUUACUAUUGCCAUUCAUGUAAAAAUAGUACGAUACAAUAGUCAUUGAUGUCCAGGUAUCAUGAUACUCUUGCCAUUGAUGUGGACAUACUGCGAUACUACUGUCAUUGUUGUUGUAGUAUCACAUUACUAUUGCCAUUCAUGUAGAAAUAGUACGAUACAAUAGUCAUUGAUGUCCAGGUAUCAUGAUACUCUUGCCAUUGAUGUGGACAUACUGCGAUACAACUGUCAUUGUUGUUGUCAUAUCACAUUACUAUUGCCAUUCAUGUAGAAAUAGUACGAUACAAUAGCCACUGAUUGUCCAGGUAUCAUGAUACUCUUGCCAUUGAUGUGGACAUACUGCGAUACAACUGUCAUUGUUGUUGUCGUAUCACAUUACUAUUGCCAUUCAUGUAGAAAUAGUGCGAUACAAUAGUCAUUGAUGUCCAGGUAUCAUGAUACUCUUGCCCUUGAUGUGGACAUACUGCGAUACUACUGUCAUUGUUGUUGUCGUAUCACAUUACUAUUGCCAUUCAUGUAUAUAUAGUACGAUACAAUAGUCACUGAUGUCCAGGUAUCAUGAUACUCUUGCCAUUGAUGUGGACAUACUGCGAUACAACUGUCAUUGUUGUUGUCGUAUCACAUUACUAUUGCCAUUCAUGUAUAUAUAGUACGAUACAAUAGUCACUGAUGUCCAGGUAUCAUGAUACUCUUGCCAUUGAUGUGGACAUACUGCGAUACUACUGUCAUUGUUGUUGUAGUAUCACAUUACUAUUGCCAUUCAUGUAGAAAUAGUACGAUACAAUAGUCAUUGAUGUCCAGGUAUCAUGAUACUCUUGCCAUUGAUGUGGACAUACUGCGAUACUACUGUCAUUGUUGUUGUAGUAUCACAUUACUAUUGCCAUUCAUGUAGAAAUAGUACGAUACAAUAGUCAUUGAUGUCCAGGUAUCAUGAUACUCUUGCCAUUGAUAUGGACAUACUGCGAUACUACUGUCAUCGUUGUUGUCGUAUCACAUUACUAUUGCCAUUCAUGUAGAAAUAGUACGAUACAAUAGCCACUGAUUGUCCAGGUAUCAUGAUACUCUUGCCAUUGAUGUGGACAUACUGCGAUACUACUGUCAUUGUUGUUGUAGUAUCACAUUACUAUUGCCAUUCAUGUAUAUAUAGUACGAUACAAUAGUCACUGAUGUCCAGGUAUCAUGAUACUCUUGCCAUUGAUGUGGACAUACUGUGAUACUACUGUCAUCGUUGUUGUCGUAUCACAUUACUAUUGCCAUUCAUGUAGAAAUAGUACGAUACAAUAGUCAUUGAUGUCCAGGUAUCAUGAUACUCUUGCCAUUGAUGUGGACAUACUGCGAUACUACUGUCAUCGUUGUUGUCGUAUCACAUUACUAUUGCCAUUCAUGUAGAAAUAGUACGAUACGAUAGUCAUUGAUGUCCAGGUAUCAUGAUACUCUUGCCAUUGAUGUGGACAUACUGCGAUACUACUGUCAUUGUUGUUGUAGUAUCACAUUACUAUUGCCAUUCAUGUAUAUAUAGUACGAUACAAUAGUCACUGAUGUCCAGGUAUCAUGAUACUCUUGCCAAUGAUGUGGACAUACUGCGAUACUACUGUCAUUGUUGUUGUAGUAUCACAUUACUAUUGCCAUUCAUGUAGAAAUAGUACGAUACAAUAGUCAUUGAUGUCCAGGUAUCAUGAUACUCUUGCCAUUGAUGUGGACAUACUGCGAUACUACUGUCAUCGUUGUUGUCGUAUCACAUUACUAUUGCCAUUCAUGUAGAAAUAGUACGAUACGAUAGUCAUUGAUGUCCAGGUAUCAUGAUACUCUUGCCAUUGAUGUGGACAUACUGCGAUACAACUGUCAUUGUUGUUGUCGUAUCACAUUACUAUUGCCAUUCAUGUAUAUAUAGUACGAUACAAUAGUCACUGAUGUCCAGGUAUCAUGAUACUCUUGCCAUUGAUGUGGACAUACUGCGAUACUACUGUCAUUGUUGUUGUAGUAUCACAUUACUAUUGCCAUUCAUGUAGAAAUAGUACGAUACAAUAGUCAUUGAUGUCCAGGUAUCAUGAUACUCUUGCCCUUGAUAUGGACAUACUGCGAUACUACUGUCAUUGUUGUUGUAGUAUCACAUUACUAUUGCCAUUCAUGUAUAUAUAGUAUGAUACAAUAGUCACUGAUGUCCAGGUAUCAUGAUACUCUUGCCAUUGAUGUGGACAUACUGCGAUACUACUGUCAUUGUUGUUGUAGUAUCACAUUACUAUUGCCAUUCAUGUAUAUAUAGUAUGAUACAAUAGUCACUGAUGUCCAGGUAUCAUGAUACUCUUGCCAUUGAUGUGGACAUACUGCGAUACUUGUGUCACCAAUGUUUAAAAAGUAUCACGAUACUAUUGUCACGGAUGUGGAGAUACCAUGAUAUUGUCAUCAAUUUGGAGGUAUCAUGAUACUAUUGUCGUCAAUGGGGAAGUAUCAUGAUACAAUUGUCGUCAAUGUGAAAGUGUCAUGAUACUAUUGUCACGGAUGUGGAAAUAUGAUACCAUUGUCAUGGAUGUUGGAAGUAUCAUGAUAUUGUCAUCAAUGUGGAGGUAUCAUGGUACUAUUGUCGUCAACGGGAAAGUGUCAUGAUACAAUUGUCGUCAAUGUGAAAGUAUCAUGAUACUAUUGUCAUGGAUGUUGUAGUAUCAUGAUACUCUUGCCAUUUACGUGGACAUACUGCGAUACUUGUGUCACCAAUGUUUAAAAAGUAUCACGAUACUAUUGUCACGGAUGUGGAGAUACCAUGAUAUUGUCAUCAAUGUGGAGGUAUCAUGAUACUAUUGUCGUCAAUGGGGAAGUAUCAUGAUACAAUCGUCGUCAAUGUGAAAGUGUCAUGAUACUAUUGUCACGGAUGUGGAAAUAUGAUACUAUUGUCAUGGAUGUUGGAAGUAUCAUGAUAUUGUCAUCAAUGUGGAGGUAUCAUGGUACUAUUGUCGUCAACGGGAAAGUGUCAUGAUACAAUUGUCGUCAAUGUGAAAGUAUCAUGAUACUAUUGUCAUGGAUGUUGUAGUAAUAUGAUACCAUUGUCAUGGAUGUUGGAAGUAUCAUGAUAUUGUCAUCAAUGUGGAGGUAUCGUGAUACUAUUGUCGUCAACGGGAAAGUAUCAUGAUACAAUUGUCGUCAAUGUAAAAGUAUCAUCGUGCUAUUGUCAUGGAUGUUGUAGUAUCACGAUACGCUCGCCAUUGAUGUGGACAUACUGUGAUUCUUGUGUCACGAAUGUUUAAAAAGUAUCAUGAUACUAUUGUCACGGAUGUGGAAAUAUGAUACCAUUGUCAUGGAUGUCGGAAGUAUCAUCAAUGUGGAGGUAUCAUGAUACUAUUGUCAUCAAUGGGAAAGUAUCAUGAUACAAUUGUCGUCAAUGUGAAAGUAUCUUGAUACAAUUGCCACUCAUGUAACCUUAUUACGAUACUGCUGUCGCCAAUCUUGAAAUAUCGCGAUACUAUCGCCAGCGAUAUGGACAUACUGCGAUACUACUGUCAUCGUUGUUGUAGUAUCACAUUACUAUUGCCAUUCAUGUAGAAAUAGUACGAUACAAUAGUCAUCGAUGUCCAGGUAUCAUGAUACUCUUGCCAUUGAUGUGGACAUACUGUGAUACUUGUGUCACCACUGUUUAAAAAGUAUCAUGAUACUAUUUUCACGGAUGUGGAAAUAUCAUGAUAGCAUUGUCAUGGACGUUGAAGUAUCAUGAUAUUGUCAUCAAUGUGGAGGUAUCAUGAUACUAUUGUCAUCAAUGGGAAAGUAUGAUACAAUUGUCGUCAAUGUGAAAGUAUCAUGAUACAAUUGUCGUCAAUGUGAAAGUAUGGUACUAUUGUCAUGGAUGUUGUAGUAGCAUGAUACUUUUCAUAGAUGUAAUAGCAUCAUGAUACUCACGAUGCUAUUGUCAUAGAUGUAGUAGUAUCACAAUAUUAUUGUUAUACGUGUUGAAGUAUCACGAUAUCAUUGUUAUAGAUGUUGACGUACCACAAUACUAUUGUUAUGGAUGUCGUAGUAUCAUGAUACCGUUGUCAUAGAUGCUGCAGUAUCACCAUACUAUUGUCAUAGAUGUUGAAGUAUCACAAUACUUUUGUCAUAGAUUUAGUAGUAUCAGGAUACUAUUGUCAUAAAUGUUAAGGUAUCACCAUAAUUUAGUUAUAGAUGUUGAAGUAUCAUAAUGCUAUUGUCAUGGAUGUGGUAGUAUCAUGAUGCCAUUGUCAUAAAUGUGUUAGUAUCACGAUACUAUUGUCAUAGAUGUAUUAGUAUCACGAUAUUAUUGUCAUGGAUGUGGUAGUAUCAUGAUGCCAUUGUCAUAAAUGUAUUAGUAUCACGAUACUAUUGUCAUAGAUGUAUUAGUAUCACGAUACUAUUGUCAUGGAUGUGGUAGUAUCAUGAUGCCAUUGUCAUAAAUGUAUUAGUAUCACGAUACUAUUGUCAUAGAUGUAUUAGUAUCACGAUACUAUUGUCAUGGAUGUGGUAGUAUCAUGAUGCCAUUGUCAUAGAUGUAUUAGUAUCACAAUACUAUUGUCAUAGAUGUAGUAGUACCACGUCACUAUUGUCAUGCAUGAAGUGGUAUCACAAUACCGUUGUCAUAGAUAUAGUCCUAUCACAAUACUAUUGUCAUAAAUAUAGUGGUAUCACAAUACUAUUGUCGUGGAUAUAGUGGUAUCACGAUACUAUUGUUAUGGAUAUAGUGGUAUCACCAUACUAUUGUCAUGGAUAUAGUGGUAUCACCAUACUAUUGUCAUGGAUAUAGUGGUAUCACCAUACUAUUGUCAUGGAUAUAGUGGUAUCAAGAUAUUAUUGUCAUGGAAAUAGUAGUAUCACGAUACUAUUGUCAUGAUAUAGUGGUAUCGCGAUACUAUUGUCAUGAUAUAGUGGUAUCGCGAUACUAAUGUCAUGAAAUAGUGGUAUCAUGAUACUAUUGUCAUGAAAUAGUGGUAUCACGAUACUAUUGUCAUGCAUAUAGUGGUAUCACCAUGCUAUUGUCAUGGAUAUAGUGGUAUCAUGAUACUAUUGUCAUGGAUAUAGUGGUAUCAUGAUACUAUUGUCAUGGAUGUAGUGGUAUCAUGAUACUAUUGUCAUGGAUAUAGUGGUAUCACCCUAAUUUUAUCAUGGAUAUAGUGGUAUCAUAAUAAUAUUGUCAUGGAUAUAGUGGUAUCAUGAUACUAUUGUCGUGGAUAUAGUGGUAUCGCCAUACUAUUGUCAUGGAUAUAGUGGUAUCACCCUACUUUUAUCAUGAUAUAGUGGUAUCAUAAUAAUAUUGUCAUGGCUAUAGUGGUAUCACCAUACUAUUGUCAUGGAUUUAGUGGUAUCACCAUACUAUUGUCAUGGAUGUAGUGGUAUCACCAUACUAUUGUCAUAGAUAUAGUGGUAUCACGAUACUAUUGUCAUGGAUAUAGUGGUAUCACCAUACUAUUGUCAUGGAUAUAGUGGUAUCACCAUACUAUUGUCAUGGAUAUAGUGGUAUCACCAUACUAUUGUCAUGGAUAUAGUGGUAUCAAGAUAUUAUUGUCAUGGAUAUAGUGGUAUCACCAUACUAUUGUCAUGGAUAUAGUGGUAUCACCAUACUAUUGUCAUGGAUAUAGUGGUAUCAAGAUAUUAUUGUCAUGGAUAUAGUGGUAUCAUGAUACGGUGAUGAAAGGGGGGCCAAGCAGUCGCUGGGAGCUAAACAAUGUUUAAAUGUGCAAUAUUUAUAUAAAGUUUUGAUGAGUUCUUUUUUUAAAGACUUUGUUUUUAUGAUAUCACCAGAAUGGAAAAUAGUUUUUCUUUGUGAUGAGCACAUUUUUUUUUUUUAGUGUUCAGGAUUUCUUUCGACCACUUCAUUGUUCCCCCUCUGCACGGAUGCGGAACACAAACCUGGCGGACGAACGUUGCGCCGUACGCUUCGCAUCGAUCCAAAACCGACCCUCUGAUAUCAUGCUUGUCCAACACGCUUUGAGGAGAUUAUUUAUGAAGGACGUUCAAGGCACUGCCCCCCCCCCCCCCCCCCCCCCCGCUUCUAGAACAUUUGUACAUAUUUAAGACAAGAAGACUUUUUCUGCAUCAACUUGUCCAUUUCCACGCCCCAUAUUGGGGAUUGUUGUAGUGUUUGUAUUUGAAAUAAAACUUCUUCCUUUCACC